UCAGACUUUAAAUGUCUCCUCUCUCUCUCUCUCUCUCUCUCUCUCUCAGAUCUGAAGAACAGUUCGGCGGUCUUCUGGGAGGGCGGAGUCAGCGGUGGAUACCAGGUCAUGUUACUGGAUGAGGAUCAGGGAUGGCUGCUGGUCGGAGGGAAAGACCACAUCUACCUGCUGAGACCUGACAGCCUGAGUCUGCCCACGCAGACGAUCCACUGGCCUGCUUCUAAAUACAACGUGAGACACUGCGUUAUGGCGGGGAAAAGUCCAGAUACGGAGUGUGCCAACUUUGUGAGGCUGCUGCAGCCCGUCAAUAAGACUUUAGUUUAUGCCUGUGGUACUGGAGCCUUCAAUCCACAGUGUACAUACCUGCAGCUGGAGCUCAACACAGAGGGGCCACAGUUCAUGUUGACUAACAUUGAGGAGUCGGGCAGGGGAAAAUGUCCCUACAGUCCGAGGGCGCCAUUCACUGCUCGACUGACUGAUGGUGAACUUUAUACCGGUACCUCAGUCGACUUCAUGGGAGCAGACUCUGUGAUCCUUCGUACGUCCGUCCAGGGCAGAAGUCAACUCCACCUCCGGACUGAGGCCUUCAAUCUAAACUGGCUCCAUGAGCCGGAGUUCGUGGGCUCCUUCUCCAUCCCCGACACUCAUAGUCCUGACGACGACAAGGUCUACUUCUUCUUCAGGGAGACGGCGGUGGAGGCGGGUCAGUGGGACAAGAGGGUGUACAGCCGCGUGGCUCGAGUCUGCAAGAACGACGUAGGAGGUAAAAGGAGUCUGAUCAACCGCUGGACCACCUUCCUCAAAGCGAGACUGGUCUGUUCUGUGUCCGGCCCAUCAGGAGUCGAUACCCAGUUUGAUGAGCUGGAGGACAUCUUCGUUCUGGAGACCAAGGAUCCACAGAAUCCCACCAUCUACGGGGUCUUCAGUACGUCCAGCUCCAUAUUCCGUGGUUCGGCGGUGUGUGUAUACUCCAUGGCGUCUAUAAGAGCGGCGUUCAACGGGCCGUUUGCUCAUAAAGAAGGUCCAGACUAUCGCUGGGUGGAGUACAAGGGCCGCAUCCCCUAUCCCAGACCUGGAACUUGUCCCAGUGAGACCUACGACGCCCUUCACAAGUCUACGAAGGACUUCCCCGACGAGGUGGUGAGCUUCAUGAGGCAGCACCAGCUGAUGUUUGAGCCCGUCAUACCUCUGAGCGGCAGACCCAUCCUGACCCACGUCAACUCGACCUACAUGCUGAAGAAGGUCGUAGUGGACCGAGUGGACGCCGAGGACGGACCAUAUGACGUCCUACACCUGGGCACAGGUGAGGG
Labrus bergylta (ballan wrasse) is the source of this 1310-nucleotide messenger RNA. The record is from RefSeq and is a predicted model, not a curated record. Lineage: Eukaryota; Metazoa; Chordata; Actinopteri; Labriformes; Labridae.